AUGUCUUUGUUAAUCGGGUCUCAUGACUCCCUACCAUACAUUGACCGUGAACCCACCGAUGCUGAGAAGGACAGAGUCCGAGCAUUGAUCAACAGAGAGCUACCUGCCGACUACCUCACCACUCCGCAUUCAUCUCUUGGCCCUCUCUCUGAAACCAAAUUCUCCGAGUUAUUCUCCAAGGAAAUCGAACGAGUCGCUGCAGGUCAGCCUAUGGAGGGAGGGAUUGACAUGGCGAGAUAUGAAGCACCUGAGAACGAAGACCUCGAUACUACCGACCCAAAGGCAAACCGAUUCGCGCUACGGCAGGCGUACAUCGCAAGCACGUUCCUUUCGGGCAGAACAACCAACCUCCAACUCCUGGACGAAUUUGGCAAGAACGCUUGGCUUGUCAGCAAUUCCCAGGCCGAAGAAAUUCUGCAGGAUCUAGAGCGAGCGCUUGCCAGGGUCAAAGCCGAAACAGACGAACUCAACAAAGCUCGAAAAGCUGCUCAAGAGGCACACAAGGGGGAGCUUCUCGGUUUGCAAGACACCUGGAAGCGAGGGGUAGGCCAGAUUCUCGAAAUCCAAGUCGCGACAGACGAGCUACGGCAAUUGAUCUAUGACCGGCAGCAUCAACUGCCUGCGCAUUGA
Exophiala xenobiotica is the source of this 630-nucleotide messenger RNA. RefSeq lists its product as uncharacterized. The transcript has 2 exons. Gene Ontology annotation, cellular component: precatalytic spliceosome; catalytic step 2 spliceosome; Prp19 complex. Gene Ontology annotation, biological process: mRNA processing. The coding region runs from base 1 to 630 and encodes 209 amino acids. The record is from RefSeq and is a predicted model, not a curated record. Lineage: Eukaryota; Fungi; Ascomycota; Eurotiomycetes; Chaetothyriales; Herpotrichiellaceae.